GCUCUACUGUCACGUGGCACUGCUUCUGUUUCUAACAAAAUUAUAAAGCAUUUUGCUAUUUGGGCUUGGCCCACUAAAUGUAACAAAAAGUAGCAAGCUCAAAAACCACAAAAGAGCCCAGAAAUGAAUUGAUAGCGGACCCCUAUUAGUGAGUAUAAAUAGUUAAGAAUUGUUGGACUCGCAGAUAAAUUAGGGUUUUGCUGCAAGUAAUAGCCGAUAGCGCCGCAGCUCAGUCCCUGUUACUUACUCACUUGCAAUUUUGCCCAGCAUGGCGGCCACUCAGGCUCAGAUGAGCAAAAAACGAAAGUUUGUUGCCGACGGAGUUUUCUUUGCCGAAUUGAAUGAGGUUCUGACCAGAGAGCUCGCGGAGGAUGGUUACUCCGGUGUCGAAGUCAGGGUCACCCCUGUACGCACUGAGAUCAUCAUCAGAGCCACUCGCACCCAAAACGUUCUGGGUGAGAAGGGGAGGAGGAUCAGGGAGCUGACCUCAUUAGUUCAGAAGAGGUUCAAGUUUCCCGAGGGAAGCGUAGAGCUUUAUGCCGAGAAGGUUAACAAUAGAGGACUCUGUGCCAUUGCGCAGGCCGAGUCUCUCCGGUACAAACUCCUUGGAGGCCUUGCCGUUCGCAGGAAUGACGAUCAUUUUCGUUCCUGGCUGUGCAUUGGAUGGGCAUGUUAUGGUGUGUUGAGAUUUGUCAUGGAGAGUGGCGCAAAAGGAUGUGAGGUUAUUGUAAGUGGAAAGCUCAGGGCACAACGUGCCAAGGCGAUGAAGUUUAAGGAUGGCUAUAUGAUAUCCUCUGGUCAACCUGUUAAUGAGUACAUUGACUCUGCUGUUAGGCAUGUUCUUCUUAGACAGGGUGUGCUCGGUAUUAAGGUGAAGAUCAUGCUCGACUGGGAUCCCAAGGGGAAGCAAGGACCAAUGACCCCUCUCCCUGAUUUGGUGACCAUCCAUACUCCCAAAGAAGAGCUCUAUACUCCAGCUCCUCCAGCGGCGGCAAUCAACUUGGAUGCGCUUCCAUCUCCUGUUGCCAUGCCCGCCCCUGUUUCUGUAGUUUAAUCAGAAUCCGGUUGUUUUCACCUUUAUGUAGCAUCUUUGCAGCAGUUUUAUGUUUCAAUGAUGAGAGGAAACUUAAUGUUUCAAAUGGUUUGCAUAUCUGUGUUGUCCACCCUUUUCUAUCAUUUCAAAUGUUAUAAAUGCCGUGUGUAUAUUUCCUACCCAUUUAUGAUGUUUGUCAAUGCAGGCUCUUCUUUU
Fragaria vesca subsp. vesca is the source of this 1249-nucleotide messenger RNA. RefSeq names its product 40S ribosomal protein S3-3-like. The record is from RefSeq and is a predicted model, not a curated record. Gene Ontology annotation, cellular component: cytosolic small ribosomal subunit; nucleus. Gene Ontology annotation, molecular function: structural constituent of ribosome; RNA binding. Bases 269 to 1054 code for a protein of 261 amino acids. The transcript is spliced from 7 exons. Gene Ontology annotation, biological process: translation. NCBI's taxonomy places the organism in Eukaryota, Viridiplantae, Streptophyta, Magnoliopsida, Rosales, Rosaceae.